AUGUUUACAGUGUGUAUGUUAGGUCGAGUGACUACAGCCCCGUGUUAAAAAAGUGUUAAAACAGGCAAAAUAAUGAUGGAAGAUAAGAAGAAUUGCGUUUAAAUAGUCUUAAAAAGAAACAUGAUCCUUGUCAGACAUACAUAACUGCCUGAAAUGAUAUGCAAUGCCGAAUUUUCCUCCUGAUGUCUUCGUGAGCGCUUUCUUUAGCCUCUCUGAAGGGAAGGAAGAGAAUCAUAACAAGAGAGAAAGAGAGGGACAGAGACAGUGAGAAAAAGAUAACCGGAAUCAUAAUCGGUGGAAGCUCAUCUAGGCCUCACAGUCAGGAGCAGCUCACGCACCAUGGACAUUCCUCUGCCAGAAGAGAUCCCCUUGCCAGGGGUUGUUCCUGGGAAUAUGCCAAACAUGAGCCGUGCCCCCCCACACCCCAGAGGCCCUGGUCUCCUCUCCACACCCACUCGGCCACCUCCCCACAUUAUCCUCCCCCCAGGACCUCCACCUGACUUGUCGGUUCCUCCUCCGAACUUUAGUGUGCCUCCCCCAUUCAUGUCAACACCUCCGCCACGCCUUCCCAGGCCUUCUAAUGUGACUCCAAAGAAGUUGGGGGAAGCUGCAGGCAAAGGAGAAAGAUACUCACCAAGUAGAGUAACAGUUGAUGAUGAAGAGAAAGAUAGUUCACCUGCAACCACCACAUCUACCAGCACAGCUGUGACAUCAUCACCAGCGUCUGAUUCCUCAGGGACAUCAAAGAUAGGAGUUAAGACAAAUUUACCCAAAUUAUUAGGGAAGGAUGCAGCCAAAAAAAGACUUCUUGCAUUCUCAGGAAAGGGACUGAAAGUCUCCUCAUUUUCGCUAUCAAAAACAGUCAAGCCAGCCGUUAAGUCUGCUCUAGGGGAAGAAGAUGAUACAGGAGACAAGAAGGAUAAGAAAGCUGCAGUACAAGUGAAGAAAAAGAAGAAGGAAAAAGUGUCUAGUAUUGAGCAAAUUAGGGAUGAGGAAUCAAGACUCCGAGAAGCUCUAGGGCUGAAAAAUGUGUUAUUCAAUCCAUAUGGGCCUGGUUUGGGCACCAUAGCUAGGCUGUUAGACAAUCCUGAAGGGUUGAAAAGGUUUGAGGAUAAAGGCAAAACAGCGAAGAUCAAACUGGAAGAAUACGAAGCCAGGCAAAGUGAAAAGCAGAAAGACAGAGAGAAAGCACUGGGAAGUAGAAGAAAAGAAAAAGAGAAGUCUUCAGACAAUGAUAAAGAGAAAGGGAGAGGCAAAGAUGGAGACCGAGAGAAAGACAAGGCAAAGGGGAGAGACAGUGAUAGGGAAAAGGACAAAGUGAAGGGUAAAGAAGGGGAUCGGGACAAAGAACCAGACAAGGAUAGGAAAUCGGAACAAAAGUCUGACAGUGGCAAAGAGGACAAGUCAGAGACUGGAAAUCAGAAGGAGGAAGUAAAGAAAAGACCUAAAAGAGUGCCAAAGACAUGGAAUGAAUUCAAAUCUGAGAACUUUGACUUUGACCUCCUGAGACAAGUCAGAAGGGAACAGCUUAGGAGACGAAGCAGAUCCAGGAGUCGAGACAGGGACAGGAGGAGGUGGAGUCGUAGCACCAGCCGAGAUAGAGGUAGAGGUGGCAAACAUCAGGAGAAAGGGCCAUUCUUAGAGGAACCAAAAAUGUUAUAUACACUAAGGGCCAAAGGUUUGAAUGGGAUAGAUAAAGAGUACCAAGGCCAGAUGGUACAGUACACUGUAACUAAACCAUCUCUUUCUUAUUGCAUCAAUCCUUAUAGAUUCAAAACACAUUUUCUCAGUCGGUUAGAAAUCAAGAGAAGAGAAUCACCUGACACUUGGGAGAUCUUUGAGAGUUUUUGGGAAAUGGAAUCACAGUUUGAAAGCGAAACUGUAUCACAUGAAGAUGAACUGUCCCGGGCCUGGUAUCCUAAGUCCUGGGAGUUAGAGGUUCAAGAGAAAGUCAAAGAAACUGUUGAGGAACAAGUACAAGAAGUUGCAAUAGCUGCCACAAAGUCUCGCUGGGACUCAGACAAUGAGGAAGGAGAGGAAGCUCAGCCUGCUCUAGAAUGGAAAGAAAAUGUGGAAGAUAAGGUCUUGGAGUCUAAUACAACUGCUCUCUGUGGAGACAAAGAUGAGAGUUUGUCAUCUGAAGUGUGUGGUGCUGAUGAAGUAGGGGAGCAGGUACAAGACUCGUCUGCAAUGCCUUUCUCAGUCGGGCUGAAUGAAGAAUAUGAAGCUUUCAUGCAGAUGUUGGAUGGAAAUGCUGUGUCCAAAGGGGAUGGCAAAGUGGAAGAUAAACUUCCUGUAGCUGAAAUCAAGGUUGAGGAAGGCAUUGAAUCAACAACUGAGGUCAAGGAAAAAAUCAAGGCCAGGUCCAAGGAAGAAGUACCAGUAGAACCCAGUUUUGGUAAUCAAACAAAUACAGGAAUAAAACAGGAAGUUUUGUCAGAAGUGGAUUUAGAUUCUGAUGAAAAACAUGAUAAGAGUUCAGAUGAGGAAGAGGAUACCAAGAAGACAGCAGAGGAAAUGAAAAGGAAAGAAAGAAUGGAGAGAAAGAUGAAGAAGAAAAUGAAGAAGGCUAAGAGGAAACAGAAAAAGGCAGAGAAGAAAGCAAAGAAAAAAGCAAAGAAGGAAAUGAAAAGAAAAGAGAGAGACAGGGAAAGAGAAAUGGAUGAAAGAAGGGGAAACAGUGACUCAGAUACUGGAAGUGAAGAGAUGCUUGAUACACCAAAAAAAGAGAAGAGAGAAAAGAGAAGUGAGUCUAGGGAGCUAAGCAGAGAGAGAGAGACAGACAGAGGACAUUUGAGUGAGGUAAAAAGAAAUGAGAAGAGAGAAGGAACUCAUGAUCAGAAAAUAAUAAAGGGAGCAGGUGUUCGAGAGAGUGCAGAGAAAGAUAGAAGUAGUGAGAAAGAGAGAGAGACGGAAAAAGAUAAGUAUGACUCUAAGGGUGUAAGAGAUAGUGAAGAAAGUGAUAGUGAUACAAAGGAAUGGGAGAGAAAGGAGGAACAAGAAACUGAAAAGGCUCAUAGAUGGCUUGAGAAAAGGACGCAUUAUGAUGGAGGUAAAGAUCACAAGAAAAGAGAAAUAAAGGGUGAAGAGGUGCUUGAAUCUGGAGACAGAAAGUUUGAGAGAACCUACAAAGAUUCCCUAAGUGACACUAAAACAAAAGGGAAAGUCCCUACAUUUGAGGACUCUGAAGACAGCCCAACAUACACUCCACCAAGGAGAGAUAGUAGUGAUGAGAGUGAAGACGAACCAGCAAAUAGGCGUGGUCAUGAUAGUGAUCGUAGUGUUUCUCCUGAUGACUGGAAAAGAAAGGAUGAGCCACCAUCCCCUCUCUCCUCUGAGGCCAGUGUUGAUUCUCUUGACAGGAAGAGCAGGAGGAGAUUUAAAUCAAAAGGUCAUAGAAAAAGAGGUAAGAGCUGGGUUGAAGAAGAGCUGAACUCAGACACCAAUCAGUCAUGGAGAUCCCAGGAUUCUUCAUCUCCUGAGUAUUAUUCAUCAAAGUUGUCAGAAAAGGACUCCAGAAAGGCUGAUUCUGCAAAGUAUGUGCCAAGUGACACCUCUGGAUAUUGUGACUUAAGUCGCUCAUCCAGUCCAGUGUCUGAACCAGAUUUAGCUAAAACCUCAACAGCUGAAUCUAGUGAGGAUGACAAUGAUGAUUAUAAGAGUGACAAACUGUAUGAAAAGCGAGUGGAUACAUCCGAAGUUAUCAGUUUCUCCUUGGAUGACAUCCCAUACCCUCCAGCUGGCUGUCCACCAAGCAAAAAUGAGGAGAGUCAAAACAGGGUCCGCAGGGAAAGUGAGAGGUACAGCCCCUCUAACAUGUCCAUGUCUCCAAGCCCAUCAUCAUCAUCGCCGUCACCAAAUCAGUCACCAGCUCGCUCACUGUCCUCAUCGCCAGCACUUCAGAUUCCUUUGCCUCCAACAUCUGUCCAGAAUAUCCCUAUCCCACCACUUCCAGGAUCUCUUCCAAAGGGCCCUCCUCUGCCACUGCCUGAUCUCAAGAAGAUUCCCAUUCCUCCAUCAGGAAUACCCCUUCCAUCAGUUAAGCCACCUGUACCUCAGGCAAGAACAGUCCCAAGUUCACAGCAGGCAAGCCAUGUGCCAGUUGGUCCUCCAUUAGUACCCAAAGGGCAGGUACCUUUACCCAUUCCACCACCCAUGCCACAGAAUACUACAUCUUCCAUGGGAUCGGUCCAUACGAGGCUUCCUGCCACACAGUCUGUUGCUCCACCAUCAAAGUUGCCUUUUACACCUGGGGGACCAACCCUUCUAACUCCAGCACGUGUUCCUAUGUCUGUGCCUCCCCCUUCCAUUCUUCCUCUCUCGGUUCCUCCACCUACGCCAUUAUCAGUUCCUCCACCUACUGGUGUCCUACCACCUUUGCCUUUACCGAAGGAGUCACUGCCAGAUAAAUCAAAAGUGACAUCCAGACCAUCAUCUCAGGACCAGGCUAUACCUCCUGUAGCUUUAUUAUCUCCCACAUCGGUCCCCCUGCCAAGCUCCGCAUUAAACGUAGAUAAUGAAUAUAGUCAGAAAAAGGCAAUUGAGGAAGCCAGUACAUUAAAAAGUUCUAAGAAUGAAUCUGAUGACACCACUGGAUUGGUUUCAACACAGUGGGUGGAAAAGAAUUGUGAGCUAGAGGCAUUGGAAGAUGAUAAUAGUAAAGAUAUGAGUAAGAAUUCUCGUUCUAUACCAAUUACAUUUAGGCUAGGAGGAUCAAAGCAAGGCAGUCUUAAACGAUUGCAGAAGGGCCCAUUAUUACCAGAAUUCAUUCAUGAAGAGGAAGAAGAAGGCCUUAGAGGAAAGCUUGUUGAUGAGGAGGAUGAGGAUCAGUCAUCAGAGGUAGCAGAGACAACAUCUGAUGUAUUUGAUGCACAUAAGGUUAUGCCAACAUCAUCAAGAUCAUGGGAACCUUCUAAGGAUGAAAUGCAUGAAGCAAAAAGCUUAAAGGAGGAAAGUCCUCAGAAUGUGUCAGUGUCUAAGGGGCGAACGAGGAGAUCAAGAUCAAGAUCUCCACGGAGGAUCAGAUCUUCGCAGAGGAGCAGGUCGCCACAGAGACGGAGAUCACCAUCAAGAAGCAGUUCUGUCCAGAGGGAUAGAUCUCCAAUGAGGGGCCACUCAAGAGAGAGAAGUAAAUCCCCAAGGAUUGGCAGAACACCCUUAAAGAACCGUUCCCCAAGGAGGAGCCGCACUCCUUUACGUAGUAGAUCCCCCCAGAGAAGCAAGUCUCCAAAAAGAAGUAGAUCUCCAAGAAGAUCUAGAGACUCAAGAUCACGUAGUUGGUCCCCAAGGAAGCUUGGUAACCGUAGAUCUCCAGACAGAAAAAGAAAAAUGUCACCUGAGUUUAAGAGGCAAAGAACAAGUCCUGAAAGAAACAAGAGAAUGGAGUCAUUUAGUCCACGAAGGUCAGUACGUCCGAAUAGGGAAGCAAAAUCCCCAGUCCGUGUCUUAGGCCCUCGACAGUCAAGGGAAAGACGAUCUCCCAAACGAUAUCGCAGUCCAAGUCCUUCCCCUAUAAGAGAAGAUAGAAUAGGAUCACAUUUUGCUAGCCCUGACUCAAGACAUAGUAGGAGUCCAGAGAAAAGAAUACCUACUGUACACCAUGGACCAAGAACCCCAGAAAGGUCAGAGAAGAUAGAAUCUGUUCGGUCGCCUCAGCAUGGUUAUCAGAGUGAUCUUGGACGAGAGAGGACAGCAAAACGAACACUAGAACGAUCACAGUCUCCAGAAUUGCAUGAUGAACGUAGAGCAUAUGCUCAGGGUCGAUUAGGCAGACAGGAUUAUAGAGCCAGCUGCAGUCCAGAUUCAAGAAGUCCAGAUGGCAGGAUUGCACACCAUCAUAGUCCUGUCCGCAGAAGUCCUUCAUGGAGCCCAGUAAGGCAGCACGGCCAGAGCCCCAGUUGGAGAAGUCCUACAAGACAACGGGCUCAGAGUCCAGGUUGGAGAAGUCCCCAUUACAGGAGCCCUGAACGUAGGCCUCAUUAUUCACCUGGAAGAGACCAACACAGUCCUGUUCAUCGCUGGAGCCCACAUAGGUCUCCAGGAAGAUCACCACGAAGGUCCCCUCAUCACAGAGGUUCUCCUGGUUCCCCUCUUUGGAGAUCCCCUAUACGCAGGUCACCAGGAAGUAGGUCACCAAUGAGAAGGUCUCCUAUUCGUCGAUCUUCACCAAGACGUUCUCCUCUGCGCAGGUCUCCCAUGAGAAGGUCUCCACUCCGAAGGUCACCUCAUAGAAGAUCACCUGGAUGCAGGUCACCUCUAAGAAGAUCACCUCUGCAAAGGUCACCCCUUCGGCGAUCACCAAGGAGGUCCCCAAGAAGGUCUCCUCGUAGAUCACCACGAAGGUCACCCAUUCGGAGGUCCCCCAGACAUUCCCCAAGAAGAUCACCAAGGAGGUCAAUGUCUCCCAGUGUUGACAAUGGUGACUAUGAACAUCAUGAUAGGGGAUGGAAUGACUGGGAGUGGUCACGUGACAGAGAGAGGGAGCACAGUCAAGAUCGAGAGCAUAACCAUGAUGAGUCAGAGCGCUGGGUCGGCCGCCCCCUGAGUCCAAGGUGCAAACCAGAACCUGAGGUUUACUACAGUCAGCACACCAGGAAUAUCAGUCGUAAUGAGGACACUAUUAAAAUUGAUGCAGACUCCACCAUUAGUGACUCUGAACUCACAGGUAGAAGAGAGCAGCUGGGACGAAUGACAAGGGAGUCAUCACCUUCAACCUCACCAAGAGACUCUCCGCGACGCCUGUCAUUGGAUGAACGAUUGCAGCAAGAGCAUGGCCUUGAUGUUGAGGAAGAAAGGCAGAAAAGAUUACAACAGCAACAGCAACAACAACAACCUGCACGUCACCUUUAUAAUUGGGGAUACCAAGCUCAUCCAGUGCAGGUUCACCAGUUUCAUUAUGCGUAUGAGGGUGGUAGUGAAGGUGGUGGUGAUGGUGGUGGUGGUGGUGGUGGGAAUGAGAGCGUAGGUGGUGAAGCAUCCUCUCGGGUCAUACAGGUUGGAAAUAUGCUCCAGGUGCUCCCGCAGGACCCGUCAGCUACCCCCACUCCUUCUUCGAUGAUUGUCCAAACCGGAAAUGUCAUCCAAGUUGUGCCAGCAGAGAAUAUGCAGAUGUUGGGUGCAGAGAUGGUGCCAGGGAUCCCAGUGUCCAAUGGGGGGAUGAUGAGCAGUGUGGUGCAGGUAGUGGCUGGAGGUGUGGUGGGGAUGUCAGGGUCAUCUCCGGCCCCUGUCCCACCCCCUACAUCUUCAUCUACAACAUCCAUCUUAGCUUCUCCGGCAGAUUCCUCUCCUGCAAAAUCCCGGUCGGGCCUUAUGUCCUCUGUUUCAUCAGCUAUCCCCAUGCCAGUCCCUUCCUCCAUUCCCUCACCGGUUGCCACACAGGGAUCUACCACAGCUACAGUCAAUUCACCUGCUGCAGUUGCUUCAGGUGCCCUGUCGGGUCCAGCACCAGCCUUGAUGUCUUUGUCCCCCUCAGCUCACACAGCUGGCUUACCUGUCGCCCACCUCAUCUCCCUCAUCCAACAGCAGAUGUCUGGCAUUACUGACACUGUUAUAGACCCAGAAGUGGCUGCUGCAGAGAAGGAAAAAGCCAAGCAAGAAAGAAGAGAGAGGAAGGAAAAGAGGAGGCGGGAAAGAGAAGCCAGGCGUGAGGCAAGACAGCGCGAGAGGGAUAGGCAAAGGGAGAGAGAUCUGGCACAGCAAGAAGAGCUAGAAAAACAACUGUCAGAUACUGAGGAUGAAGUUCUCAUUAGGGAAGCCAUGUCAGAAGUACCUGUGAUUGGUUCUCCUGUACCUGAGUAUGAGGUCCUCGGAGAUGAUGACGAUGAGGAGGAUGAGGAUGAUGAGUCUGGCGAGAGGAAAAAACGGCGGCUCCUCCCCGUCCCUCUGCCACCUGCUGAGAAGGGCAUCCUCAUGAGCCCAAGUUACAGAUAUCGUGUUGAUUAUCGUCCCAAAGCGGUUAAGUUUGCGGAUGGAAUCCUGCCUGGGGAAGGGACUUCUCCCUCUGGUGGUGAGGAAAUCCACUCCCCACCUCCUCCUACAGCAAAGGCCACAAAGACUAAGGAAAAGAAACUGCGCAAGAAGCGGAAAGUCAAAGUCAAAAUUAUAAAACAGUACAACGUGAAUGAUGACGACAAUGACUCGCCUCCACCACCACCACCUGGCUCACCACCACCUCUUGCUGCCAUCAAAUUGUAUCCUGGCUACACCCAUUACAGUUACACUGCUCCAGGAACAGCUGUAAUCUAUACGCAACAGCCACAGCAAGCAUAUGCCUAUACGUCAGGCCAGCAGGGUGCUGUUGCAGUGCCUAGUGGAAUGGUCUUACAGUCAGGGACAGGCACUCAGCCACAAGCAGCAAUAAGUGGACUAAGUGGAGUCUCCCAAGGAGUAUUGCGAUAUCCAGGUUAUGUCUACACCACAGUCUAUUCAGCCGGACAGCAGCUACAGUAUGUUUUACCGACUCCACUAACAUCACAGUCUGCUGUAUCAACUCAAAAGAUUGCAAAAAAAUAAUUGAAUAUUCUUAAAUAAAGAAGCUGUUUUGACACGUUCAUUAAUGAGAACGAGAACUUUUCUGAAAGUCCACUGUAAAUUGAAAUAUUAUGUCAAAUGAAAUUGAUAUGAAUUUAAUGACUGGUAAAAUGAGUAUGUAAUUAUUCAGAAUUUUCUUUUUAGUAAUGUGAAUAUAUUUUUGCUCAUAUUCUUAUGGGAAAAGAAUGAUCAUAAAAUCAUAAACCAAAGACUUUCGGAGUCAGAACUUGGCUAUUGUUCAGUGUGCAUGAUUGUAGAGUUCCCCUUCGUGAAGAGAGUGCAUGAUAUUUUGAAUGCCAAUGGAAAAAAUGAUGACAGAUGGAAAAUUUGGUCCUACAAAUACAGACAAGUGUGUGUGUGUGUCAACACUGUUUACAGACAUAUGCAUAUGAAUUGACUAAAUGACUGGAUGAACUGCAUUUGACUAGUAUUUUUAGAUAGAAGUUUCAUCUACGAAUAAAGAAUGUUUGGUGUGGACCAUAACAGAAUCACAGCUAUGAAAAUCCUCUAAUUAGAAAAAGAAAAAUGAAUUGUAAGGCAACAACUGAUAGUAAAUGUAAUUUAUUGGAGUGCCUUAACUCUGUACCAGUUAAGGCAAUGCCACUGGGAAAAUGUUAUGUUCACUUUAGUCUUGUUUUGUUAAAUAUCUACACAUAGAUGGCUCUGCCAGUGCUUAGCCACAAAGAAGUCAGGUAGUAGUUCGUGUGACAGCACCUUUCCUUGAGUUGGUGGGAAAAAUGAGUUUUUUACUAAUGCUAUCAAUAUUGAUACUGUUAUUUUUAUUAUAGACAUUAUAAUUACUCUAUUGUUAGUAGCAUUACUAACAGCAGUAUCAAAUAAUAGAAAAUUUAAUUGAAAAUCAAGGAAAAGGUUAACCACCUAGUGACGUUACAUUUUCAAGCCAAAAAUAUUGCUUUCUGGGCGGCUUCAAAAUCGGCGUGCGGUCGAGUCCAGGAACCUGCGUAAGAGCCGCCCACCACGGGCGACAAAAUCAGAGUGCAAGCUCCAAUAUGGUGUUGCACUGGCGGGACGCCCAGUAAUGUUUAUUUUUCCGGGUGUCUCAUAUGUGUGACACCAGUUGUAAGUGGAUUAAACAGGUGAGACAAGCACUUCUCAUAACUGGCUCAUUGGUGACCUAGUACUUGUGGAGCCAUCUAUAUGUGAAAAGAAUUACUUAUUUAAACACACAGUGGGCAAUGCAUGUACGCACAUGCCAUCCCCGUCAGCAUGUGGUUAAGAUUUACAUUCUCAGUUUAUUUUCUCAGAUGAUAUAGAUAUUCUGUGAUGUAUAUGAAUAUCUUUUUAGAUAAUUUGCAUAUAAAAUGUUUAUAAUCUCAAUGGAUUUACUUAGAUCAUUCAGAUAUUUUUUUUUUUUUUUUACAAGUAAGGCAUUACUCUUAUUCAUUUAAACUACAAAGUUUCUCUAUUAGGUAAAGAAAACUUCUUCUGGAUGUUUAGAUUAUCUCUGUUUGUAUAUAUAUAAUUACAUGCACACCAAUAUCCACAGCCACAUCCACAUCCACAUCCACAUCUACACACACAUCUACACACAUGUCCACAUC
This is a messenger RNA of Penaeus vannamei (Pacific white shrimp), 10091 nucleotides long. RefSeq names its product serine/arginine repetitive matrix protein 2. NCBI's taxonomy places the organism in Eukaryota, Metazoa, Arthropoda, Malacostraca, Decapoda, Penaeidae. The record is from RefSeq and is a predicted model, not a curated record. Gene Ontology annotation, biological process: negative regulation of transcription by RNA polymerase II; rRNA processing. Gene Ontology annotation, cellular component: nucleolus. Gene Ontology annotation, molecular function: DNA binding.